Messenger RNA from Tuber aestivum (summer truffle), 2837 nucleotides. NCBI's taxonomy places the organism in Eukaryota, Fungi, Ascomycota, Pezizomycetes, Pezizales, Tuberaceae. The record is from the annotation of a GenBank genome assembly.
AUCGUCCUACUCGAGUCGAAGUUCCGCCAGCACUUGGUCAUACUCAUCCUAGACGAUGCUAGCGCGCACUCGAAAGUUCUCGUUCCGCGCAACUAUCUACCUCAGCACGGCAUCUCGAUCGACGAGUUUCUCGAGCAAUUCAGCUCGCGACAGCAAUGGAGCCGGGGUCAAUUUGUUUUCGAGGAGCUUCGAGUGGAUGCGAUCAUCGGCGGGGCGGUCAUCCUUGUCCCGCAUAGCGCCGGACAGUCCUCGGACACAAUCAAUCCCGUUGCCUUGGACGAGAGUGGAUCAUCGGCGAACGUCACACUGGUGCCAGGAGCCGACGGCAAAGUGACCGUUCGUAAGUCCGCUAUCGGGUACGGCAUUGAUGGCAACGGCGCACCAUGGCUGCGACGGCAGUCGCUGUUCUUGUGGGCGAGUCAGGCUGUGAAGAAGACGGGCAUGUUCAUGGUGCCUGAUGAAGUCAUCGACAACAACGGCGACGUCACCCUUGUGCUGCCAUACAUCCCGAGCCACUCGUUUGGAGAGCUGGUGUUUGCCAAUGUGGGCGCCGAGUCCAUGGUGACGGCCAUGGUGGACAUGCUUGCCCGAAUGGCCACCUCCGUCUGGACCGAGGGUCAGGAAGUCAUGCAGCCCAUACUUCAUCAAGAAGGCGCACUUUGCUCGGAUGAGGAGGCGUCUCAACAUCGCCCGUGAGCAGGACAAGGCACUUGACGAACUCCUGAAGCAGGAGACUGUCACGCUGAAUGGCAGGCUGCUAUCUGGGUUCGAACCGGUCAUGAAGAAGCUGGAGAGCCAUCCUCAGUGUUCCCAACGGGCUAGGCCAGUGGUAGGCCGGCCUAUAGGCCGUAGGCUGGGCCAAGGCAGGCCGCUCUGACGAUGAGCCUAGGCGGAUAUAGGCCGAACUCAACCGGCCUGCCGAAGCCUAUCAGGCCUGGUAGGAGCCUACAGGCCUGCAAGUGGGAUUUUUAGAGUUGAUUGUUUUAACAGUGGCUCGAUUCCUUACAACUUUCAUUGUGGUUUAUUAUUUUAUCCAUAUCCUCACUUGUCGGUUGAAGUAUGAUAACUACGCGAUUACCGAUCCACAACCAGCUCAAAGAAGUCCAGGAAAUCUAUCUCCAGAUUCUCCAACGCAGUCCUAUCUCACGAUCCUUCUCUCCGAUUCAGUGUCUUCGGCAGGAACCCAUCAGUGAAUGUGCCCGCUAUGGUUGACCGAGUCCUAUUAGACCUUGGGGGUUUUCAUCAACUACGAGCAAAUCUAUAUUACUACCCGUACGUAGGAUCACUGCCUAAUAAUAUUAGUGAUCUUACUGAUACUCGUUCUAUUCUGUUAACAUCAGUGCGUGGAAUUUGCGUAGGGACUAUGUAACUUACAGUUCUCACGGGAGUAACUCGGACCAGUUUAGUGGAAUGGGAGAUGAGCCGAGUGGAAACCAAGGAUCUGACAUGUUUGUAGGCCCGUAUUCAUAGGCUAGGCGCGGCUUGGCUAGGCCAUAGGCUGGGCCAUGUAGGCCGGGCCGGCCUAUCAGGUGGCAGGUAUUCAUACUUAGCCUAUACGGCCUAUAGCUGGGCCCGGCCCGGCCAGGCCCAGGCUUUUCAAAGCCUGCAGGCUCCGGCCGGGCUAAAUCCCGGAUAGUUGUGGCAGGCCGGGCCCGGCUUCGGUUCAGCCUGGCCUAUCUGGCCCGUUGGGAACACUGGCCAUCCUGAGGUGGCCAAGAUUGUGCCGACAAUCUUGAGCGAAAUCCACGGCGACCUUAACAUCCACAAUGUGCUCAGCCGACUGGACCCCGAGGAGGAUGAGGCCUUGGCGCUCGUUGACCCUCGUGGUGUUCCACUCCUUGGCUCCUCCGACGGCAAGGCAUUCGAGCGCGGCGACUACUGCUAUGCUAUUCUCCCUGACGGGCUUCUCAGAGAUCAGGAAGCGUCUUUUCGACUAUUCCACUGACGGCGAUUCCCACAAGCUCACAAUCCGGCAGCACCCCGGCUCUGAUACCAUGAACGGUGCCGCCCACGCGCUCAUCCCAGCGCCCGCAUCCAACGAAGCGAUGAGGCAGUGGAUCAACAAGGUCGAGCACGAUGGCGCUCGGUCCUUUGAGCUGAGGGUAAGGGUUGGUGAGGCGGCACAUUUCGUUGCGGACAGCGCUUGUGCUCUGGGCAGGGACACACAAUGGGAUAUCGUCCCUCUGUUCCUCAUGGGACUUGAGAAGCUGAACGACGUUAUGGACCUCUUGGAAGGAAAGGCCGAGCUUUCUACCGACAGCCCGGAGCCGUAAUCCAACUUUGAAUGCAUGCCCGAGAGCGCAGAAUUUGGAACAGCGAUGAUCCAUCACACCCUGUUUGAUUUGCAGACAUUGAAUGCGGAGUGGCCAUACGACGUUUUGGAAGUCUCCGUCAAGAAUGAGUCGGCUUCCACGCUCCAACAGCUCCUCUACGAAAUGGUCGGAACCUAUUUACCCAAGGGGACCGCAGUAUACAUCUCGACGGACCCAGUCGAGUCCGUUAGCCACUCUCCCUGUGUGGUGAUCCAUCCAUCAAACGGUGUGAGAGGACAGACGCACAUGCUUGCAGUGGCAACUCGCAGAACUACUGCGUUCUUUAGGGACGGCGGGGUUCCUCAGAGCACCAUUGACAAGCUGAGGAUCGUCCACAUCUCCUCGACAGGAUCCUCAUCCCGUUCGCAGCUCGCUGCAAGAGACAACGACAAGCUUCUCUCCCCCGGGUCCUUCGGCAUCUCACCUCUGCAACUGGCCCUUCUGCAGGCGAACCAACUUCCCUUCCCGAAGCCCGGCCGGUGGGUCGUGGAGAACGACUCGUUCUUCUUGCUCGGCCGGCCUCUG